CUUCUCCCUCCUUUUCGUGUUUCCUAGACUUUGAAGCGGCUCAUGGCAGAUGAGCUGGAGAGAUUUACCAGCAUGAGAAUUAAGAAGGAAAAAGAAAAGCCCAAUUCUGCUCAUAGAAAUUCUUCUGCAUCAUAUGGGGAUGAUCCCACAGCACAGUCGUUGCAGGACAUUUCAGAUGAGCAAGUUCUAGUUCUCUUUGAACAGAUGCUGCUGGAUAUGAACCUGAAUGAGGAGAAGCAACAACCUUUGAGGGAGAAGGACAUUGUUAUCAAGAGGGAGAUGGUGUCGCAGUACUUACACACCUCUAAGGCUGGCAUGAGCCAAAAGGAGAGUUCUAGGUCUGCCAUGAUGUACAUUCAGGAGUUGAGGUCAGGCUUGCGGGAUAUGCCUCUGCUCAGCUGCUUGGAGUCCCUUCGUGUCUCUCUCAACAACAACCCUGUCAGUUGGGUACAAACAUUUGGUGCUGAAGGCCUGGCUUCUUUAUUAGACAUCCUCAAACGACUUCAUGAUGAAAAAGAAGAAACUCCUGGAAGCUAUGAUAGUCGGAACCAGCAUGAGAUUAUUCGCUGCUUGAAAGCUUUUAUGAACAACAAGUUUGGAAUCAAGACCAUGUUGGAGGCCGAAGAAGGAAUCCUGUUGCUGGUCAGAGCCAUGGAUCCUGCAGUUCCCAACAUGAUGAUUGAUGCAGCUAAGCUGCUUUCUGCUCUCUGUAUCCUACCACAGCCAGAGGACAUGAAUGAACGAGUUUUGGAGGCAAUGACAGAAAGAGCUGAAAUGGAUGAAGUGGGACGUUUCCAGCCUCUGCUGGAUGGAUUAAAAAGUGGGACCUCCAUUGCAGUAAAGGUGGGAUGCCUACAGCUGAUCAAUGCUCUCAUCACUCCAGCUGAAGAGCUUGACUUCCGAGUUCACAUCAGAAGUGAACUGAUGCGCUUGGGACUGCACCAGGUGUUGCAGGACCUUCGAGAGAUUGAAAAUGAUGAUAUGAAAGUGCAGCUCACUGUGUUUGAUGAACAAGCAGAAGAAGAUUCCUAUGAUCUAAAGGGACGGCUAGAUGACAUUCGUAUGGAGAUGGAUGACUUUAGUGAAGUCUUCCAGAUUCUCUUAAACACUGUGAAGGACUCAAAGGCAGAACCACACUUCCUGUCCAUCCUACAGCAUCUACUGUUGGUCCGAAAUGACUACGAGGCUAGACCACAGUACUAUAAGUUGAUUGAGGAAUGUAUUUCGCAGAUAGUCCUUCAUAAGAAUGGGGCUGAUCCUGACUUCAAGUGCCGGCACCUCCAGAUUGAUAUUGAAGGAUUGAUUGAUCAAAUGAUUGAUAAAACAAAGGUAGAGAAAUCUGAAGCCAAAGCUACAGAGUUGGAAAAAAAGCUGGACUCAGAGUUAACAGCCCGACAUGAGCUACAAGUGGAAAUGAAAAAGAUGGAAAGUGACUUUGAACAGAAACUUCAGAAUCUUCAGGGAGAAAAGGAUGUGUUGGAUUCGGAAAAGCAACAAAUUGCUGUAGAGAAACAGGAACUGGAAGUAGAGAUGUCCCAGCUCACAGGAGAGGUUGCCAAGCUGUCAAAAGAACUGGAAGAUGCCAAGAAAGAAAUAGUUUCUCUGUCUGCUGCAGCUGUUGCUGUAGCUCCUUCUGUUCUUAGUAGUACUACUGUUCCCCCUGCCCCUCCUCUGCCUGGUGCCUCUGGCACUGUUAGUUCAACCCCAGCUCCUCCUCCUCCCCUUCCUGGAGUUGGUUCUAAUCUUCCACCAACUUCCCUUUUGCCUGGGAAUGUUUGUGGCAUCCCCCCACCACCUCCUUUGCCUGGGGGUGCUGGCAUCCCCCCACCACCUCCUUUGCCUGGGGGUGCUGGCAUCCCCCCACCACCUCCUUUGCCUGGGGGUGCUGGCAUCCCCCCACCACCUCCUUUGCCUGGGGGUGCUGGCAUCCCCCCACCACCUCCUUUGCCUGGGGGUGCUGGCAUCCCCCCACCACCUCCUUUGCCUGGGGGUGCUGGCAUCCCCCCACCACCUCCUUUGCCUGGGGGUGCUGGCAUCCCCCCACCACCUCCUUUGCCUGGGGGUGCUGGCAUCCCCCCACCACCUCCUUUGCCUGGGGGUGCUGGCAUCCCCCCACCACCUCCUUUGCCUGGGGGUGCUGGCAUCCCCCCACCACCUCCCUUGCCCGGAGGAGCAGGAAUACCACCUCCUCCGCCACUUCUUGGUGAUCCUGGGAUUCCUCCACCCCCUCCAUUUCCUGGAGGUCCUGGCAUUCCUCCACCUCCACCUGGAAUGGGUAUACCUCCACCUCCCCCUUUUGGAUUUGGAGUUCCUGCAGCCCCAGUUCUGCCUUUUGGUUUAACCCCUAAAAAGGUUUAUAAGCCAGAGGUGCAACUCCGGAGGCCAAACUGGUCCAAGUUUGUGGCUGAGGAUCUUUCCCAGGACUGCUUCUGGUCAAAGGUGAAAGAGGACCGUUAUGAGAACAGUGAACUUUUCGCCAAACUUACCCAUACCUUUUCUGCCCAGACCAAAACUUCCAAAGCCAAGAAGGAUCAGGAAGGUGGUGAAGAAAAGAAAUCUGUACAAAAGAAAAAAGUUAAAGAAUUAAAGGUGUUGGAUUCAAAGACCGCCCAGAAUCUCUCAAUUUUUUUGGGUUCCUUCCGCAUGCCCUAUCAAGAGAUUAAGAAUGUCAUCCUGGAGGUGAAUGAAGCUGUACUGACCGAGUCUAUGAUCCAGAACCUCAUUAAACAGAUGCCAGAACCAGAGCAGUUAAAAACGCUGUCUGAACUGAAGGAUGAGUAUGAUGACCUGGCAGAGUCGGAGCAGUUUGGCGUGGUGAUGGGCACAGUGCCACGUCUGCGACCUCGCCUUAAUGCCAUCCUCUUCAAGCUACAAUUCAGUGAGCAAGUAGAGAAUAUCAAGCCAGAGAUUGUGUCUGUCACUGCCGCUUGUGAGGAGCUGCGCAAGAGCGAGAGCUUCUCCAGCCUCCUAGAAAUUACCCUCCUUGUUGGAAACUAUAUGAAUGCCGGCUCCAGGAAUGCUGGUGCUUUUGGCUUCAAUAUCAGCUUCCUCUGUAAGCUUCGAGAUACCAAGUCCACAGAUCAGAAGAUGACAUUGUUGCACUUCUUGGCUGAGUUAUGUGAGAAUGACUAUCCUGAUGUCCUCAAGUUUCCAGAUGAGCUUGCCCAUGUGGAGAAAGCCAGUCGAGUUUCUGCUGAAAACUUGCAAAAGAACCUAGAUCAGAUGAAGAAACAGAUUUCUGAUGUGGAACGUGAUAUUAAGAAUUUUCCUGCAGCCACAGAUGAAAAAGACAAGUUUGUUGAAAAAAUGACUAGCUUUGUGAAGGAUGCACAGGAACAGUAUAACAAGCUGCGGAUGAUGCACUCAAACAUGGAGACUCUCUAUAAGGAUCUAGGCGAGUACUUCCUCUUUGACCCCAAGAAGUUGUCUGUGGAAGAAUUCUUCAUGGAUCUGCACAACUUUAGGAAUAUGUUUUUGCAAGCAGUCAAGGAGAACCAAAAGCGACGGGAGACAGAAGAAAAGAUGCGGCGAGCAAAACUAGCCAAGGAGAAGGCAGAGAAAGAGCGGCUGGAGAAGCAGCAGAAGAGAGAGCAACUCAUAGACAUGAAUGCAGAGGGUGAUGAGACGGGGGUGAUGGACAGUCUUCUGGAAGCUCUGCAGUCAGGAGCAGCAUUCCGACGGAAGAGAGGACCCCGUCAGGGCAACAGGAAGGUCGGGUGUCUUGCAUCUAUGCUACCUCCGGACCUGAUCAAGGAUGAUGUCAUAACUGCUGCUCCUGCCAAGAUAUCCAAGAACAGUGAAGGAGUCCCCACAAUCCUUGAGGAAGCCAAGGAGUUGGUUGGCCGUGCAAGUUAACCUGGGUCCCAUGGCCAAGGCAGCUCCUAAAUGGAGCCCAGACUGUCCUGCCCUGCAGCAUGUGCCUAAUGGGUUGGGGGGUAUUCUUCUAGAGUGGCCACUCCUGUCACCCUGACCCUUUCUUUCUGUCUGGCCUGCUGCUCUCAGACCAUCACGUACAUCUUCAGCUGCCUGGAGACCAAAAGGGCAGUGUGGGAGAGGCCUGAGCCCAACCCAGGCAGCCCUGGUCAUUGUGUUACCAAAGCAGGGUCUGUGUUUGCUGCCUUAACCCUGUCUCCUCUGUUACUCAGAGGGCCUUUUCUCAGACAAGGCCUGUCCUGCUUUCAGCCUGACUUUCUAGUGGGCCUUCCCUAGGUCAAUCUUGCUGGCUUUGUGCUUUUCUUCUGUGGUUUCUCUGGCCCUAAGAACAGCAUGGGGCUUAUGAACCUUUGGGCUAGAGCCCUUUUUUGUUGAUGUCACCUCUGCUUUUCCCCUAUUGGCUGUUGGUAUUUAUUACUAAUGCUGUGGCAUUGGGAGCUGCUUCUGAGGAAGCAGGGAGCAAAUCCCACCUUACCCCACCUUCCUGGGGAGGUGCUCCAAAACAAAAAGGACCUGGACCUCUCUAUUUGUGCCCUGGUUGCUGAGGCUUGAGCCCAUGGGCAAGCAACAGCAUGGGCCACCUUUCCAACGUGCUGCCGUGCUUUGUGCCCUUGCCCCCCUGAACCCUCAGUACCAGCACCCCCAGGCUCCUGAGCCAGGGUCCCUCCUCAUGCCUUCCCCAGAGCUUUGGUGCAUCUCAUUUGAAGUAUGGGCUGUAGUGCGACCAUGCUACACCUCACCCUCUGUCUCCAAGGAAAUGGGAGGUGGAGCCUCCUGGCUGAGAAAUUGUUUUGCAAAUGGAUCUAUUUUUGUACAAAAAAUUUUUUUAAAAGAAAAAUAACUUCCUUUCCCCUUCCCCGUGCAUAAUCAAAGAGGCUUUGAUACUAGAUUCAGAGCUCCUGGGAUUCUCUUCAUAGGCCUCAGUGCUGAGCAUGUCCUUGGAUCUUGGCCUCAAUAGUCAGACCCUCCAAACUCGGAGGCUAAGACAAAUCCUCCCCCAGCAUCAGUUCUGGGCAGGAGGAAUCUCUUCUGGUUGGGCUGGACCAAGACUAAGAGUAGCAGGAGCUCUGAGGCACAAGUUUUAUAAAUUUAAUAAAUUACCUAGCCAAAUGUGCAGAUGCUAACCUGGAUAUCCGGAGAAGUGCCCAGAGGUGCUCUAUACUCCAUACCCACUUCGUUCUGAAUAGUGGGCAGGCUGAACUGUUUGGUGGCCCCAACCUCAGGAAGCUCAGAUUCCCGACCUAGGGUGACACCUUUACCCUCCUAUGUCCCUUUGAGCUUCCCCUCCAGCUAAGGAGAGAAUGGCAUUGUUGAGGACUGGCCCAGAGGUACACUUGUUAGAACAAGGGGGCCUUGUGACCAGGAAGGAAGGUUCCAGUCGCUAGAACUUGUGUCUGAAGGGGCAAAGGCAGCUCCUCUGCACUAUUCCCAGGAAGACUGGUGCAGGAGCUCCAUUGCUCUCUCGGGUCACCUCCUUCCUCUUGCUCGCUGACAUCUAGGGCUUUGACCCUUUCUUUUUUAAUGUACUUUUGCUAAGAUGCAUUUAAUUUAAAAAAAAAUGGGGUUGGGGGACAAAAUUCAAACCUACUUCCCUCACCUCUUGGGCUCCUGGGAUGUCAUCACCUAUAGUUCGGUGGGUUUCCAACUGUUAAUAAAACAUUGAACAGCA
Molecule: messenger RNA, 5602 nt
Organism: Fukomys damarensis (Damara mole-rat)
Lineage: Eukaryota; Metazoa; Chordata; Mammalia; Rodentia; Bathyergidae
Gene: Diaph1
Product: diaphanous related formin 1
Exons: 27
Coding region: 43-3855 (1270 amino acids)
Biological process (GO): actin cytoskeleton organization; actin filament polymerization
Cellular component (GO): actin filament; cytoplasm
Molecular function (GO): actin binding; small GTPase binding; microtubule binding
Source: RefSeq, a predicted model, not a curated record